Molecule: messenger RNA, 2464 nt
Organism: Raphanus sativus (radish)
Lineage: Eukaryota; Viridiplantae; Streptophyta; Magnoliopsida; Brassicales; Brassicaceae
Product: phosphatidylinositol 4-kinase gamma 3
Exons: 3
Coding region: 558-2123 (521 amino acids)
Molecular function (GO): protein binding
Source: RefSeq, a predicted model, not a curated record
CAUGAAACUUCCGUCAGAAAAGUCAGCGAAGGUCAAAAACCUAUAAAUAGAACCCCUUCAUUUCGCUGCUGUUCAAAGGAUGACUUGUCACUGUUUGUAAUCUCUCUCUCCUUCUUUUUUUUUUUGAGAAAUCCAAUUGUGGCCAUUUGAAUUUGUUAUCUCUCUCUCCUUCUGGGAACGCGCUCGCUGAAAUUUUCUCGGGAAAAGAAUAAAGGUGCUUUCCAGAUUCUCGGAUAAUCGGCGACGAGUCGAUUUUAAUCGAAUCUAUUUCUAUUCCACCUACUCGAUUGAUUCUAUCGCUUCACGGAUUUUGAACUCCGAGGUUCUUUGCUUUCAUGCAAAUGAAAGGGUAACCAAAGGUGGUUUGGGAUUGGUUUAAGUUCAGUAUGAAUCCUUGAGAGAUAUUUGCUUGGCAAAGAUGUGAAUUACAAAACCUUUGUUUUAGAGUUCCUGAAUCCGUGCAGGGAACUUGGUCUCUUUUUAAAGUACACGGAAGAAGAUUAAAAGGUUUGAGUUUCCAGCUCUGGAGGAUUUAGAAAGAAGCUGUAUAGUUUGGUAUGUCAUUUGCUAGUGUAGCUCUAUGUCCAGCCUUGGAAGAAUUUGUCAACUUCCCACGGUUUGGUUUGAACUUAGACGACCCAAUCCUGAUAUUCCUUAACAUCGCCGAAUCUCUGAACCCGAUGCGGGUCAUGGAGUCAGAUUCUCUUGCGUCCGUGAAGCUGACGAUUCAGAGUAUCAAGGGAUUUUUUGUGAAGAAGCAGAAGCUGCUCUACGAUGGUCGAGAGCUAGCUCGAGAUUACGUUCUCGCGAACGAGAAGCUGUUGCGUUUGGUUAUUAAGCUUUCUGAUCUCCAAGCCAUGACCCUUGGUGGUAAGGCGAUUGAGCUCUUUCUUGAGAGGAGUAGAAGCGUUGGUUACGUGAAGCAGAAGUUAACCGAGCUCGGGAGUAGUGCAUUGUAUGAUGGACUCACGUUGGAUGGUGAAGAGCUAGAUGAUGACCAGAGACUCGUCACUGAUCUCUGUAAAAACGGAGAGAAUGUGAUUCACUUGCUGAUUAAAAAUCCAUCUAAAGAUUUCUUUGUGGAGCCUCUUGUUGUUAACCGUGAGAUUGAACUGCCUUCACUGCUCAAAGAGCUUAUCAGCUCAACUAUAGAUGGCUUGGAGAAAGGAAACGCCCCUAUCAAAUCAUCUGAUGGGUCAGGGGGAGCUUACUUCAUGCAAGACCAAUCCGGACACAAGUAUGUAUCCGUCUUCAAACCAAUAGACGAGGAGCCAAUGGCCGUGAACAAUCCACACGGACAACCUCUUUCAGUCGACGGGGAAGGACUAAAGAAAGGCACACAAGUUGGUGAAGGAGCUUUUAGAGAAGUAGCAGCGUACAUUUUGGACUACCCCAUGACCGGACCACGAACUUUUCCUAAUGACCAACCCGGUUUCUCUGGAGUUCCACCAACAGCAAUGGUCAAAUGUUUGCACAAAGACUUCAACCAUCCCAAUGGUUAUAGUUUCUCUCAAGAGAACGCGAAGAUUGGUUCGUUGCAGAUGUUUGUGAGCAACGUUGGAACUUGUGAAGAUAUGGGAUACGGAGUCUUCCCUGUUGAUCAGGUUCACAAGAUAUCGGUUCUGGACAUUAGGCUUGCUAAUGCAGAUCGUCAUGGUGGUAACAUUUUGGUUAGCCGAGAUGGAAAUGAUGGUCAGAUUGUGCUUACACCAAUCGACCACGGCUAUUGCUUUCCAAAUAAGUUUGAAGACUGCACAUUUGAGUGGCUAUACUGGCCUCAAGCAAAAGAGCCAUACUCUUCACAGACACUUGAAUACAUUAAAACCUUGGACGCUGAGCAAGACAUAGAACUUCUGAGGUUCCACGGUUGGGAGAUUCCGCCUUCAUGCGCCCGUGUCUUCCGCAUCUCCACCAUGCUUCUCAAGAAAGGUGCUGCGAAGGGUCUCACACCUUUUGCCAUUGGAAGCAUAAUGUGCAGGGAAACACUCGAGAAAGAAUCUGUGAUCGAACGAAUCAUCUGUGAUGCUGAAGCAAUGGUGUCCCCAGAGACGACCGAAGAGGAGUUUAUAAGCACAGUCUCUGCUAUUAUGGAUCGAUGCCUCGACCAGUAUUCUCUGAACUGAAAAUAUCACAACCCCAAGAUUCCACUCAUGACUGUAUAUUCGGUGUCCAUAACAAUAAAUAAGCGUCACGCUCUUUGGACUCAAUCUUAGCUUUUGGAAACAGUGAUUUGGUAAUGAUGAUUGGGUUUAUAGAAUCGUCAUGCUUCUGUGGUUUGUUGGGUUUGAUAACCUUCAUGUGUUACUUAUUUCAGUUCUGGAUGAUGAACAAGUCUUUUACAUAUAAAUAUAUUAUACUACGGUUUCAAAAUACCAUAGUGGAUGAUGAACAAGUCACUUACAUAUUUACUAUACCACGGGUUCAAAAUUUGUCGCAAUUCAUAUAUGUUAAUAUUAUUUGACUC